AUGGACCAGAGCAAAAUCCUGCUGUUCGUGGCGUGUACGCUGGUGUCUCUCAGUCUGAUGUGUUCUGUGUUUGCCCACACCAACUGGGGGGUUAUUUGGGAGGACGAGAGUGGGAGUAGGCAUUGGAGGGGGCUGUGGGUGAAAUGUGCCCUGUACCCUGAAGGCGACGACAAACCAUGUCAGGCAUAUUACACAGCCUUCAUAGAAGUAGCACGUGUGUUCCUUCUGGUGGACCACACUGUGUGUCUGUUGUUGAUCCCCGCCCUCCUAGCCACCAUCUUCGCCAAACCAGGACACUGUCUGACUGUAUUCUCAGCCGCCACCUCCUUCAUACACUGCGUUGUCCUUCUCAUGAGCUGUGCCUUCAUGACAGCAGACUACAAAUCGGAACCCGGUCGUCGGAUUCUCAUCGGAUGUCUCCUUGCAUGGCUCGGCUUUGUCCUCUCUUUCAUCAGCAUCUUCGUAACCACAGCAUACGCUCUAACAGCUGCUAUGAAGAAGGGGCCUAAAAAGGAGAAAUGUCCUCCACCCCCACCUCAUCACAGACCACCGAAAGUGACUCAUCCUCAUGCAGAUAUCCCUGAUGACAAUGAUAACUGCAAUUCCCAGUUUCAGAAGACACGGACACUUAUGACUGCUUACAAUUAUGAAUGCGAGUUUUGAUU
Molecule: messenger RNA, 665 nt
Organism: Symsagittifera roscoffensis
Lineage: Eukaryota; Metazoa; Xenacoelomorpha; Acoela; Convolutidae
Exons: 3
Coding region: 1-663 (220 amino acids)
Source: RefSeq, a predicted model, not a curated record